GUGAAUUUACAGAGUGGAUAUAACUUUCGUAGCUUAAAAUGCCGAGUGAAAUUUCAAGUUUUUAUAAGGAUAAAACAAUUUUUAUAACCGGAGGCACAGGAUUACUGGGCAAAGUGAUCAUUGAAAAGCUAUUGCGAUCGACGGAACUGAAACGUGUAUAUUUUCUUGUGAGACCCAAACGGGGAGAGAAAGUGGAAGUUCGAUUUGAAGCAUGGAAAAAGGAUCAGGUCUUUGAAGUUCUGCUCAAGAGGAAGCCCCAGGCACUGCAGAAUGUGUUUCCGAUUUCGGGCGACUGUUGUGAGCCGGGAUUGGCCAUUAGCGAGGCGGAUCGAAAAGUACUGAUCGCUGAGGUGCAAGUGGUAAUGCACGCAGCCGCAUCAAUAAGAUUUGAGGAGCCACUAAAGCAGGCAUUGAAUAUGAACACGUUGGCAGUCCGGAUAUUAGUGCAACUGGCAAAGGAAAUGUGCCGCCUCGAGUCUUUCGUUCACAUCUCAACGGCUUACUCCAACUGUGUGGUGCACCAAAUCGAAGAACGUUUCUAUCCGGAGCACCUAACCUGUCCCGCUGAUAAGGUUCUCGAUCUAACCGAUUCCCUUAGUCCCGAGAUAGUGGAUAAAAUGGCUCCAGCCCUCCUAGGAAAAUUUCCAAACACAUACAUCUACACGAAGGCUCUAGGAGAACAGGUAAUCAAGGAGGAGGCUAAGGACUUGCCAGUGGGCAUUUUCCGACCAGCAAUAAUUUCCUCCACCUUCAAGGAGCCAGUGCCUGGUUGGAUCGAUGGCUUGCAAGGACUUACUGCCAUGAUUUAUGGCAGUGCCUAUGGUAUUAUACGUUUAUUGCUUGUUAAUCUUAAAAGGACAGUCCAUUUAGUUCCGGCCGACUACUGUGCUAAUUUGGCCAUCGCUACCGCUGUCGAGAUAGCCAAACGGGAUAAAAAGAGUGAGCCACCCAUUUACGCUUAUGCAUCCAGCCAAUCGAAUUUAGUGAGUUUUGGCCAAUUUUUGAAACAAUGUUACAAUAAUGGAUUGGAGGUACCAAAUCGAAAGAUGAUUUGGUACCCAUUCAACCAUUGUACCUCAUGUCCCUGGCUUUUCGAAGUAGGCCUCUAUUUCUAUCACUUGUUGCCCGGAUUACUGAUGGAUAUCGCCUUACGUCUGAAGGGUAAAAAGCCGAUUAUGAUUAAAAGCUAUCACAAGAUCCACGAGUGCCAAAGGAGUUUGGUACCCUUUUGCAAAAAAGAUUUUGUAAUGAAUACCAGAAAUACUGACCAGCUGUGGCAGUCGUUGUCUCCAGAGGAUAAAAAGGAAUUUUUCUUUGAUAUUUCGACUAUAGAUUGGAAUGAGUAUAUUACACAUGUCAUGGAAGGAAUUCGACUCUAUUUGUUCAAGGAUCCCCGGACGCCAGAAUCCGUUGCCGAGGGCAAGAAGAUUUUAUUUAAGUUUUACGUAUGGGAUAGAAUUGUUAAGAUUGUAUUAGCUCUUUUACUUGGUGCAUUUAUCUGGCUAUUGUACAAUAUAGCAUUUAACUGAUAUUUCGGCUUUACUAGAACUUAAUAUGUCGGAAUACCAUUAAUAUUUUGUGAAAAGGGUAAACUUGCAAAUUCGACGUGUGUUAUUUAACUUAAUUUUUUUUUUUUAUCUUUAAAUAUAUACAAAAGUAUAAAUCAA
Drosophila eugracilis is the source of this 1667-nucleotide messenger RNA. Its product is annotated as fatty acyl-CoA reductase wat. Gene Ontology annotation, molecular function: alcohol-forming very long-chain fatty acyl-CoA reductase (NADP+) activity. Gene Ontology annotation, biological process: long-chain fatty-acyl-CoA metabolic process. The record is from RefSeq and is a predicted model, not a curated record. Gene Ontology annotation, cellular component: peroxisome. Lineage: Eukaryota; Metazoa; Arthropoda; Insecta; Diptera; Drosophilidae.